This is a messenger RNA of Necator americanus (New World hookworm), 4020 nucleotides long. RefSeq lists its product as uncharacterized. Gene Ontology annotation, biological process: protein phosphorylation; MAPK cascade. Gene Ontology annotation, molecular function: ATP binding; protein kinase activity. The transcript is spliced from 33 exons. Lineage: Eukaryota; Metazoa; Nematoda; Chromadorea; Rhabditida; Ancylostomatidae. The record is from RefSeq and is a predicted model, not a curated record. The coding region runs from base 1 to 4020 and encodes 1339 amino acids.
AUGAGGUACUGGACGAAAUGGAACGAUCGUUCACGUUGUCGCACUCAAUCAAACGAUGUCGGAGUCUCUCACAAAUCGAAAAUGAUCUCAAUUCGGAAUCGCCUAGCAGAAGGUUGUUCAAGGAAGAACAACAAAGUGCUAUCGCAGAAAGUCUACCGCGGGAGAUUGAGCCUAGGAAAAGGAGGUGCCGCAGGAAGAAUCAGUCGUCGUCGAUCGAAAAAUAGUCACCAAUUUUUAAAUGUUGAUGGCGAUGACGAUGAUUAUUAUUGGGACGGUAGUAAUGACUCGGAUCUGCCUCGGCCGUCAUCGUCAUCGACUUUUCGGUGUCUAGCUGUUAUUGAACGUGCGUCCUCAAGUUCUAGUUCGGGAAAUGAAGCACAGAAAAGUUCUUUGAAUGAGUCUGUGCUAUCACAAGUGGCCGAAAAUGAGAGAGAUAAUUUGUACCGCGAUCUCGACAAUUUUUUAUGUGCCGACAGGUAUGUGUCGAAUAAAUUGACAAUGGCUAAAACUCCAGGGAGAACUGAUCAGGUUUUUACAAUCGGUUCGAAAAAGAAACUACAUCGUUAUGGUGAUGUGUUAUGGCUUAUAUUACGAGCUUAUUUCAGUGGGCGAGAAGUCUGUGGAGGGCAGGACGCGACAUUUGAAGUUGAUGCAUUGGUAUGCUCGAAACGAGAGCAACGCAGUCGUGUUCUUGACGAAAUUAUGAGUUAUGAGGCGAUUCCUCUGAAGGAAGGAUACGAACGCCUCGAAAUGACCUACAUGACACAUCUUCAAAAAACCAGGAGAGAAGUGAAUGAACUACUAGAAGAGUACGGAAGAUACCAAGCCCUAUAUCCCCAUUCAAAAGCAAUGAUCGAUGAUUGUAAUGCACGCAAAGGCACAACAUUCACCAAGCAACUACUGGAAAAAGUGACGUUACUUACUGUGUGGCUUAAUACGGUAGAGGACCUCACGUCAAAAAUUACUCAGCUUGGAACUGUAUUUGAAGUCAGUCGGCUGCCUGAUGCAGAUAAAUUGUGGCCACGCCCUCUCCACAGUCAGUCCUGGACCGUAGGAUUACGAGAUGCGCGCCCGGUGUUUGCAGCAUUUGUGAAGAGAAGUCUUCAUGUCAAGGGGAUGAAGAGAUUGGUAACUAGAGUCUGGGAGCUGUGUGAGACGACAGUGAUGAAAACUGCCAUACUGCUUCAAUCGCCUAUUGCCAGCUAUGCUCAUGCUGCAUCACGUCAAAGGACUAUGCUUAGAUUGACAGCAGAACAAAUGGAGAGGUACAGCGAUAUGUUCAACUAUACACUAACGAGUGAAAAGGCACAAGCUAUUCACCUGCCCUCUGUUGGCCCAAUGUUCAUAUUUGUCCUUGGUGUUCGCCUCGAAUUAGCGAGAGAAUGGCUUAGUGUUAGAUCGAAGUGGAGUAUUCCGGCUGGAGCCGAAAUGGAUAGACUCACUUUGGAAACGCUAAUUGAAGAUUGCCGGGAUUGUGUCGAAGAAGCUGUUCAUGUCAAACAGUUCUUCCUCGACGUUAUCCAGUCUAUCUGUCCAGAAGGUCACAAAGGAAAGCUUUGCACUGCAGAUUUCGAUGAAACCUUAAAAGAUGUUUUUGAGAAAUACCUCGGCUACGUGGAGAGAUGGUGCGAUACCAUUGCUCAAAAUGGUGAUCUUGGAAGAUUGUUUUCAAGGCUCGAACGAGAAUGGAAAACCACUGUUCAGUGCGCUCGACAUAUUCACACUGGUUUGGAUAUACUAGCGUCAUCUUUUUGCACAUUCCUGCCACACUUGUUGGAUGUUCUUGUUGUUUCCUUUUGGGAAACAAAUAUGGAUCGCAUAGGGGUUAAACAUGGUAUUCGUGAACUGGAUGAGGAUGCAGACAACGGCUAUGAUAGUCAAAGUCACGAACAAAUCACAGGAUUUGAUGCAUUUCGCUCGUAUAAUAGUGUGAUUCGAGAGGUUAAAGAGCGUUCUGCAAGACUUGUCGGUUUGCUUCGUGGUGCUUUGUUGGAUCUCCACGAUGCAGCUGGAUACAUGAUGCGGCAAUCGAUAGAAGUUGUAGCAGCAGCACUUAGGGCCGAGCAUUGUCUGGUCGAUUUUGGCGAAACGUCAGUGGCCGUUUCUGUGCUGGUUGACUCGACAAGUGCUGAUAAAGCUCUUUCGCAGGAUUUAGUGACAGCUCUAGCUGAAGGGCGAAAACCCGACAGUGGACACAUCAUUGUGCUGCCGACACAACACUCCAGAUGGAUGUGCAACUAUAGACGUGUCAAGCUAACCCUUGAAGAGAAUGUAAUGGAAAACAUUCAUUAUCUUAGAACAGACGUUGUUUGUGUGGUUGGACAAGACUACCGGCUGGAGAAGAAAUUUCCUGGAGUAUUUGAACUUGUGAUGUCGUCUUGUUCUUCGCAUCAUAAUGUUGACAGAGAAUUGAAGCAACUGGCAGCAACAUUCCUGGAUCUGUCGGACAUUCUUUCACAAGGUAUAGCAGCACUUUGCAGCGAUGUUCGCCGAACGUAUGAUACAUUGAAAAUGCGAGAUUACGUGCAUUCUACUCUUAUUCAUGCCUUUAACUUUGCCUUUCAACUACAUCGUGAUGUUUGUCGAUAUGUUAGUGAUUCGUACAUAACCGAAUUUGGAGAAGAAUUGGCAGUACGUGGACUGAAUGUUAUACAUCAGUGGAAAGUGCUCGUGAGCGUUAUGCAACCACAACCAUCUCCGCACAUUCCAUUAUGGGCUAGCCAAGCGUUCAACUUCAUCCAUUUUCUUACCGAUCCAAAAUACACACAGUACUUGUCGGAUGACGAAUUCCAUCUUCUCAAGGAGGAUGUGGAGGAGUGCAAAAGAUUGAUUUUGGGAGACAAAGACAGUAUAGUAAUACCUGUGCCAAGAAGUCGCAGUUCAACUUUAAAUUCUCCCAGAACUCCAGAUAGCUUGGCUUCAAAAAUGGCCAAUGUUGCCAUGGUGUCGCGCAGAGCGAAACUAGCAGCAGCAGCUUUAGAUACUGACAAAAUGGUAGCAAAGCGGACGACAUAUCCACUUGGACGCGUAGUUGCUUUGAAGCGUGAGGAGUUCAAAGUCGAAAACUACGCGGAUCCGUCGAAGACAGUACCGUUCAGGUACCAGCUUUUAGAGAGGAUUGGUGGCGGUAGCUUUGGUACGGUGUAUAAAGCUCUUAAUGUGGAUGCACAAUGUGUGAUCGCGGUUAAGAAGAUCAGAGUGGAGCGAGGAGUUCUAAAGAUUCUGCAAGGUGAAGUCGACAUAUUUCGUAAUCUUAACCACAAAAACCUCGUAAAGUACUAUGGUUGUGAAGUUCAUCAGGAUGAAGUGCUAAUAAUGAUGGAGUACUGCUCGGAGGGAACGCUGGAAAGGAUAUGUCGCGAAGGACUUGAUGAGGAAUUAGUCAGACGAUACACGAACAGCCUGCUCCGAGCGGUUGCCUACAUUCACAGUCAGAAGGUUGUACACCGCGAUAUAAAACCAGCGAAUAUCUUCUUGGACCUACAUUGUGUGCUGAAACUUGGUGAUUUUGGUUGUUCUGUGCGAUUGCGGGAUCAAGCGACUAUUUAUGGAGAAAUAGCUGAGUAUGCAGGGACAGUACAAUACAUGGCUCCAGAAGUGUUAACCUAUGGUGGAAAGGCUGAGGAUGGGCGCUAUCGCGGCUACGGCAGAGCUGUAGAUAUCUGGAGCAUAGGAUGUGUUGUGUUACAAAUGACCACUGGUCGUGCCCCGUGGCCUGAAAUGCAUCCAUUACAAAUCACAAUGCGGGUGUGCCAGGGCGGGCUGCCUGCUUACCCGCUACCAAUUGGACCUCUUCUGAAGCACUUCUUGGACAUGUGUUUUGUUUUCGAUCCUGAUAAAAGAAAAUCAGCAGAACAACUUUUGCUACAUCCGUUCGCGAACUUACACGUUGAUUCGGACUCUGUUUUGCAGUCAGUCACGGAAUCUGAGCGCCAUUCAGAUGACACGCUCGAUCCGACCUCUGCGAGCCGCCACAAUGAUAGUGAUAGCAGUAUUAGAAGUUGUAGUAACCAUGGGUAG